AACUUUGUACGCGUCUACGAUUUGUUUCUGAGAAGGUCGUCGAUGACUUUGCGAUUAUACAAAAUUACAAAGAAAAAGUAUAGCAAUUAUAGUGUCCUUUUAUAACAGAUUUUUUAGAGAUAAAUAUAUACAUCAUGGCCGGUGCAAUGUUAUUCGAGAGGUCGCGCGUCUCCUCAGCAAACAGAGACGAAGACGUUCGCAUGACAGACAAAAUGGUCAGCACUGGCGAGGUCCCCGAAGAUGACGAAGAAAACAUACGUGCAAAAGAACAAGGAAUCUUGAAUCUUGGGGAGAAAUACAAGAAAGAGGGCAAAGCAAAAGAACUCGCAGAAUUAAUAAAAGCUACACGGCCAUUCCUUAGCCUUAUAAGUAAGGCUAAAGCAGCAAAGUUGGUACGUUCACUUGUCGACUUCUUCUUGGACUUGGAAGCGGGCAUCGGCAUUGAAGUGCAGCUGUGCAAAGAAUGUAUAGAAUGGGCGAAAGAAGAGCGCAGAACGUUCCUGAGGCAAUCUUUGGAAGCCCGCCUCGUUGCCUUAUACUACGACACAGGUAUGUACACAGAAGCGUUGGACCUGGCCACUGCUCUGCUCAGAGAAUUAAAGAAGUUAGAUGACAAAAAUUUACUUGUUGAAGUUUUGUUGUUGGAAAGCAAAACCUAUCAUGCCCUGAGUAACUUGCCUAAAGCCAGAGCUUCAUUAACAUCGGCCAGGACCACCGCCAAUGCCAUCUAUUGUCCACCCAAAAUGCAGGCAGCCCUAGAUUUGCAGUCAGGAAUAUUACAUGCAGCAGAUGAAAGAGAUUUCAAAACUGCUUACUCAUACUUUUAUGAAGCAUUUGAAGGUUAUGAUGGUGCAGAUAGUCCAAAAGCUCUUACUGCACUAAAAUAUAUGUUAUUGUCCAAAAUAAUGCUCAACCAGGCUGAGGAAGUAGGCACCAUUUGUGGAAGUAAAGCUGCUUUGAAGUAUGCAGGUAAAGAGAUGGAAGCGAUGCGUGCAGUAGCAACUGCAUCACACAAAAGAUCACUGGCAGACUUCCAAGCGGCCUUAAAAACUUACAAACCUGAAUUGGAGGAAGAUGCAGUGGUCCGUGCACAUUUGGGGGCUUUGUAUGAUACAAUGUUAGAACAGAAUUUGUGUCGUAUAGUUGAGCCUUACAUGAGAGUACAAGUUGAACAUGUUGCUCGUUCAAUCCGUCUGCCUGUAGUACAAGUUGAAAAAAAAUUGUCGCAAAUGAUCCUGGAUAAGAAACUGAAUGGGAUCCUGGACCAAGGGGAGGGUGUACUGAUAGUCUAUGACGAGUCUCCCCUGGAGAAGACGUACGAGACGGUACUGGAGACCAUUCAUCACAUGAGCAAGGUUGUUGAUACAUUGUACCAGAAAGCCAAGAAGCUAUCAUAGGCCUCGGUAUAUUGUUGUAGCUUUUAAAAUAUAUAUCAAAGUGAAUUUCUUUUUCAAAAAUUUUAUAAACAAAAGAAAAACAUUUUCACAACAAAACCAUCUUCAUUUAAUCAUACAUAAAAAAAUAAUUUCAUUUAAUAAAACAUGAGGUCAAAAGUAAAAAAAACUUUAAAACCUUAUUUUUAAUUCUGUAUUAGUUUCCAGUUAAUGUUGAGUUUUAAAUACUAAGGUCUGCAAUAUUCAGUACUAAUCCCUAAUAAAAUUUUCCAAAAUUUCUUUUUUUUCUUAUUUAAGCUAGUGACAAAUUAUAACAUUCUGUUUUAUUGAGAAUAAAAGCCGUUCUCUUA
Messenger RNA from Papilio xuthus (Asian swallowtail), 1744 nucleotides. The record is from RefSeq and is a predicted model, not a curated record. Lineage: Eukaryota; Metazoa; Arthropoda; Insecta; Lepidoptera; Papilionidae.